Branchiostoma floridae (Florida lancelet) is the source of this 1936-nucleotide messenger RNA. RefSeq names its product equilibrative nucleoside transporter 1-like. Gene Ontology annotation, cellular component: plasma membrane. Gene Ontology annotation, biological process: nucleoside transmembrane transport. Lineage: Eukaryota; Metazoa; Chordata; Leptocardii; Amphioxiformes; Branchiostomatidae. The record is from RefSeq and is a predicted model, not a curated record. The coding region runs from base 37 to 1434 and encodes 465 amino acids. Gene Ontology annotation, molecular function: nucleoside transmembrane transporter activity. The transcript has 14 exons.
GUCCAAAAAGUUUCCAAAGUCCACUUUUCCGGCCACAUGCUAGGCUGGACAGCGGACAGCCUGACCUGGGACGACGGGACACAGUCGGAGGAGAGUCAGGCGCUCAUAGCGGUGGACGGCGGCGCCAUGGACGGGAUGGAAGACGGGCUCGUACCCGGAGCCAAGCCGCCAAAGGACAGGUACAACGCCGUGUACAUCAUCUUCUUCAUGCUAGGGUUGGGCAUGCUGCUGCCGUGGAAUAUUUUCAUCACUGCGAAUAUGUAUUUUAGGAAGAGAUUUAUAGACUCCUCAUAUGAAGACACGUUCGAGAACUACUUUUCUGUGGCCUCCAUGGUGCCAAAUGUGGUUUUUCAGCUGCUCAACAUAUUUGUGGCUCACAAAGUGAGCCUGAGCCUGCGCAUGUUGGUUCCCCUCAUCACCAUGUUGGUGUGCUUCAUCCUGACGGCUGUCAUGGUCUGGGUCAGGAGCAUAUCGACCACAGGUUUCUUCCUGAUCACAAUCUUCACAGUUGUCAUCAUCAAUCUUGCCAGUGCCAUCAUGCAGGGUGGUUCGUUCGGAGUGGCGGGAAAGUUCCCGGGGAGGUACACACAGGCUAUAAUGAGUGGACAGGCGUUAGCAGGGGUGUUUUCAGCACUUGCAAGUAUAUUGUCACUGGCAGCGGGAGGUGAUCCCAUCCACAGUGGGUUUGGUUACUUCCUGACGGCCGUGGCAGCCAUUCUGGUCGCCCUCGCCUCCUACCUACUUCUAAACAGAUUUGAAUAUGCCAGGUUUUAUCUGUACAGUACCCAAGAACUGCCAUCCCUAAAUGCGGAUGAGUCCAGUACAGGUGUACCUGAGACAGGUGUGCCCGAGACAGGUGUGCCCGGCAUACAGGUCCUCAGCAGCUCAUCUUAUCUACAAAUCUUCAGGAAGAUCUGGGUUCCUGCAGUGUCUGUCAUGUACACCUUCCUGGUGACGCUGUCCAUCUUUCCGUCUGUGUCCUCCCUCAUCGAGUCAGUCAGCAAAAGUGAUGGCAGUAAAUGGACAGGAGAGUUUUUCAUCCCCGUGACGUGUUUCCUAUUCUUUAACCUGUCGGACCUGGCCGGGAGGAUCAUCGCAGGGGCUGUGCAGUUUCCUAAGGAGAAGAGCAUCCUCCUGCCGAUCCUGGUCCUCCUGAGAACGGGGUUCAUGCCGCUGUUCAUGUUGUGUAACGCCCAGCCCGUGGAGACGGCCAGACACCUUCCUGUCGUGUUCAACAGUGAUGCGUUCCCCAUCGUGUUCAUGGUGCUGAUGGGGGUGUCCAACGGCUACCUGGGCAGUCUCUGUAUGAUGUACGGACCCAGGUUGGUGGCAGCAGAAGAGGCGGAGACCGCCGGAAUCACCAUGUCUGCCUUCCUGACCCUGGGGCUGGGCCUCGGGGCCGCCUUCUCGUUCGCUCUGACCGCCAGCAUCUGAACAUCUCUCAGUGUCUGAACAGUGGAAGUCCUAUGUUUGAGGAGAGCCACUCCUCUAGCUCACUCACUCACUCACUAUUCGGUUUAGCAUCUGUUGUUCCCUGUCUUGCAAGGGUUGGACGUUUGGGUCUGAUAGCUGCUCUCCAUCCGCCUCUGUCAAGGGGGUUGGCUUUUUGCAAAUCCAGUUUUCUAAAAUCUUCAUUGACUGUCUACCCAUCUCCUCUUUGGGCGCCCACGUGGGUUCUGGCACACUACAGACAAGCUAAAGGCCUUUCUUGGCCAGUUGUCAUGCCACCUCUAGCACAUAAAGAAACCCAGCACUUAUUGAAAAUAGUAGGGUUCCUUCCUCGUGUGAGUGGAUCAUUAAAUCUAAAAAGCAGUUACUCAUCUAGAACAAGCAACUGGAUAUGAUUUCCAGAAUUAUAGUAUUGCUUUUCGGUAUAUCUUAUUACCUUCAUGUCUAACCCUCAUCAACAGAUCGUUAAAUCUGUCCAUAUGUCCAA